Micropterus salmoides (largemouth bass) is the source of this 1725-nucleotide messenger RNA. It is a transcript of the gene ap5z1, whose product is annotated as adaptor related protein complex 5 subunit zeta 1. Lineage: Eukaryota; Metazoa; Chordata; Actinopteri; Centrarchiformes; Centrarchidae. Gene Ontology annotation, cellular component: AP-5 adaptor complex. The record is from RefSeq and is a predicted model, not a curated record.
AUGACCGGUCGGAGGUGGACGGCUCGGUGGUUUCUAUGGUUUCAGCGACUUCCUCCUCCAGUCGAUUGCUGCCUCCAAAGGAGCGUCUGAGAGAGAAGGCUUUCCAGUACUGCCUACGCCUCAUCGAGCAGAGCGAUCGCAAGGCACAUAAAAGGACAGAUACAGACCUGCAGAAAGCGUGUCUGGUGGAGGCGGUGUGCAUCCUGGACUGUGUGUGCGUAGAGGACACCUCACUGGUCUACCGAACGUUCCCGUGCAUCAAGGCGCUCUUUGGUCGGCUCAGCUCAGACCUGUCGUUCGCCAGAGUCCUGCUGCCCAUAGCACAGUUCUACCUCAACCACGGUGAGAUGGCUGCCGUGGAUUGUGAGAGUGUGUGGAAGCUGGUGUUUGGCCGAUUCCCUGCCGAGCUUUUCAACGACCACUUCCUGGCACAUGAGCUGCUACGCUUCCUUCGACAAAACCUUGAGAGCCUGCAGCUCCGAGUCCCGCAGUACAUGCACUCCUUCCCAAACCUGCUGAAGUUGUUAGCAUGGGACAGCCCGGCGGUAGUGGAUGAUUUUGUGGAUCUGCUGCCCUCUCUGGUGACUGCUGGAACUGCAGUGGAGCUUCUCCACACUCUGCUGGACCUGCCCUGUCUUUCUGCUACAUUGGUCCUGCAACUGAGGUCAACUUCUAUGCCCAUCUCUGAGCCAGGUGGUCACUUGUCACUUGAUGCAUUUCGAAACCCUUCUUAUCGUGGUCUUUUCCUCUUCCUGCUUCGAGGGGAAGCGGGUACAGGUGACACCAUUGACCGACUGAGCAUGCUCCAUGAGCUGCUGGCUGAGGUUGCUGAUUGGCCAAGAGUUGUUCAGUGUGCACAGACCGUCCCCGUGCUGUUGCACAUUUUUUUCAACACAGUCAUCACGGUAGCUGACGAGAAGCUUUUAGCCCACUUGACUCUGGUGAUGCUGGAGAGAAGCAGCCUCCUCCUCAAUAUCCCUAAAUACAUCACAGAGAUUCACAGGGUGUUCAGCUGCCACCUGCUGAGGUUGUGCAAGCUCCACCCCUCUCUGGUAGUGGACCAGUCUCACGAGCUGCUGGAGUUCGCUGGAGCCACAGCCAACGUCUACAGCAAAGAAGAAAUCUACACUCAUGUGGUGUGGGUGCUGGGAGAGUACCUGUCUGUGUCAUGUGACGCUCGCUGCUCCGUGAGGCUCACCACUUCCUGUUUUGAGGCGUUGGAGGCGGUGCUGUUUGAGAUCACUUCAUCUGCCCCACCACCUGGAGCACUUUGCCCUGCCCCCAGGGUCGUCACCACUCUAAUGAGCGCCCUGGCUAAGUUGGCGUCACGAUCACAUGACCUCAUACCCAGGGUGUCUCUGUUCUUCUCCAAGCUAAGAACAGUAACCAGAGGCGGGUCAGUUGCCUGGUGCACAGAUGAAGAGGACCUUGUUGCUAUAGUAACACGAAGCGAGGAGUUGUGGUCACUGCUGAAGGCGCCUGGUGUGGCUCAGAGCGUCCUUACCCCACCUCCACAUGUCACCACACCCCAGUGGCAUAGAGACACAAACGUGGCCAUGCCACUGCGGCUGCGUGCCCUCACCAGCCUCACACACUCACAGUGACGCACACACACUCACAUGCACACCACACAUCAUCAUUUUGCAUUGAGACAGAGACCUCUAAUGAACCCUGUUUGAUUUUUGCAAAUUAUUUUUGUAAAUAAAUGACAUUAUUUGAUUGAAA